Molecule: messenger RNA, 1401 nt
Organism: Hirsutella rhossiliensis
Lineage: Eukaryota; Fungi; Ascomycota; Sordariomycetes; Hypocreales; Ophiocordycipitaceae
Product: TLC domain-containing protein
Exons: 5
Coding region: 1-1401 (466 amino acids)
Biological process (GO): ceramide biosynthetic process
Cellular component (GO): membrane
Molecular function (GO): sphingosine N-acyltransferase activity
Source: RefSeq, a predicted model, not a curated record
AUGAGCGACUCGGACCACCGCGACUCGUCGCCCCCCAUGGACAGGGCCGCUGUCGGCGCCGCCAAGUCUGCUGCGCGAUUGCAGCUCAAGACGGGCUCCAGCAACCCAAACAUGAACGGCCCCUUGUACAUGCAGACUUCCGGCAGCAAUGUCGUCCUCGUCCGGAGACUCAAGCGCAAGGACGACGGCACCUGGAGGCACCUGGCGCGCUGGUUUGUGGAGAACCAAAUAGGCCUCUCCUUUAACCUCCUCGCUCUUCUAUUCCUAGCCCACGGCUUCAUCCCUAAAGCAAGGACACACACGCGCAAGUUCUUCCACCUCGCCUACUACAACCAAGAAACGGAAAAAUAUGGCAUCGGCUUCGACGACGCCUACUUCCUCACCUUUUGCAUCGUUCUCUUCACCGGCCUGCGCGCCGGCACCAUGGAAUACGUCUUGGCACCCUUCGCCAGACUCCAGGGCGUCGCCAAGCGUAAGAUCUUGACUCGCUUCAGCGAGCAGGCCUGGCUGCUGCUUUACUACAGCGUCUUUUGGACCCUCGGCAUGUACAUCUAUUGCACUUCGCCCUACUUCCUCAACAUGAGGGAGUUUUGGACCGACUGGCCCGACAGAGAGAUAAACGGCCUGACCAAGGGUUACAUCCUGGCGCAGUGGGCCUUUUGGCUGCAACAGAUCAUCGUCAUUAACAUCGAGGACCGGCGCAAGGACCACUGGCAAAUGUUUAGCCACCACAUUAUCACCACGGCCCUCAUCUCCUCAUGCUACUGCUACAGCUUCACCCGCAUCGGCAACUAUAUCCUCGUCAUCAUGGACGUUGUGGAUCUAUUCUUCCCCGUCGCCAAGUGUCUCAAGUACACCGGCUACAACACCCUUUGUGACGUCGCUUUUGGCGUCUUUAUGUUGUCGUGGUUCGUGGCCCGCCACGUCUUUUACGUGUUGGUGUGCUGGUCCGUGUACGCACAUGCGCCGAACAUCAUCUCGCUAGGGUGCUACAGUGGUCCGAAUUCCAACCUCGUCGGGCCCGAGGACGCUCCACCGGGCCUGUACUACCUCAUCGAACCGUUCCUCAGCCCGACCGGCCGCCUCAUCACCAUCAUCUGGUUCACCAUGAUUGUCCGCGUGGCCAUCAAGGUCAUUCGCGGAGACGGUGCCGAGGACACGCGGAGCGACGACGAGGGCGAGGAGGAGGAGGACGAGGAGGAGGAAGUGGACGACGAGUUUGUCUACGAGGAAGCACAGCCGCUCGAGGAGGAGGUUGGCGUCGAGGCGCUGGACCUCAAGGGCUGGGAGCGCCGGACCGGGGUUAAGCGUCAGGCCAACAGCUCGGGGGUGAGCCUGCCGGGGCACAGCGAUCGAAAGGAGUUGCUCGGGCGCAUCGGAUGCGAGAAGCAAGUCGAGUGA